Molecule: messenger RNA, 627 nt
Organism: Musa acuminata subsp. malaccensis (wild Malaysian banana)
Lineage: Eukaryota; Viridiplantae; Streptophyta; Magnoliopsida; Zingiberales; Musaceae
Source: RefSeq, a predicted model, not a curated record
UGAGCUGCCAGCGUGAGAGAGAGAGACAGAGAGAGAGAGAGAGAGAGAGAGCGAUGGGGUUCCUCUUCCGAGUGAGGUUGGCGUCCUUCUUUGCGGGCGCCGCCGCGGCGUCCCUUGCUGGCUUCUGUCUCCUUUACAAGGAUUACAUGCUCGCCCACGACGCCAUCGCCCAACAGGCUAAAGGUGUUUAUGAAGAUUUUGAUGAACGAUUUGAAUCUCUUAACAAGCGUGUCACGGCAUUGGAAAAUCAGAAGAAAUCGGAGACCACAAAACCUGCAGAGAUUUUUGACUAGCUAGACAUGUUUGUUGCUUUUCAAGCAGCCAUUUUGCUUCCUCCAAGAUAACGAUGCUGAAGAAAUCACAACAUUCAAUUCGAGUUGGAUGCAAAAGAAGUCUUAAAAAUUUUAUUCAUGCACUUCGCAAUGUUGUUUUGGUGUUCUUCCAUUUUUGUACAAGGUGCAGCCAUUUUAACUAAUCAUCGAUGGCUGUCUGUCAUAAUUGCUAUCGGACGCAUACCUCACGGUAAUGUAUACAUCCAAGAAGAUUGGUUUUUCGCUGUGUUUCGGUGAGUUUGGUAUCGAAAUCACCGGUUUCAACUCUCAAAUCAUGCUGCCUGCUGUAUGCCAA